UGCAGCUCUGCGGCCAUGCCGGCUAAAACCGUCUUCCGGCUUUUCUCUCAUAGGAGCAUCGCAGCUAAACCAGCUAUGGAGGACGCUCAUUUACCAGCAGUUGGUGUUGGAAUAGCCAUCGUGUCCAGUUUCGUCAAUGGAUCGACGUUUGUGCUCCAGAAAAAGGGAAUACUGCGAGCUCGCGGGUCAGGUAGGACUUACCUGGCUGACUGUGUGUGGUGGUGUGGGACACUUGCAAUGAUAGUGGGUCAAAUAGGGAACUUCCUGGCUUACAAUGCAGCACCAGCAGUACUGGUCACUCCUCUUGGGGCCUUGGGUGUCCUGUUUGGAGCUGUCCUGGCCUCCUGGCUGCUGCAGGAGCAUCUGAAUAUCCUGGGGAAGCUUGGCUGUGUGUUGUGCUGCUGUGGUUCAGUUGUGCUCAUCAUUCAUUCUCCUAAGUCUGAGAGUGUGGCAUCGAGAGUUGAAUUAGAGGAGCGUCUUCUGGACCCAGUGUUUCUAAGCUACAUCACACUGGUGGUCCUGCUGCUGGUUGCACUGAUUGGCUGGCUCUCUCCAGCUUAUGGAAAGUCCAACAUCAUGGUGUAUGUGGGCAUCUGUUCCCUGUUGGGGAGCUUUACAGUGCCCAGUUGUAAAGGCCUGGGUCUGGCUGCAAAGGAUGCCUUUAGUGGAGACUUCACUACAGACAACAGAGCCAUGUACCUUUUUCUGUGUUUGCUGGCAGUUCUCAUAGUCUGCAUUCUCAUCCAGUUCACUUUCAUCAACAAAGCCUUGGAGAACUUCAGCUCCAACAUGUUUGAAGCGGUGUAUUAUGUGGUAUUCACAUCUUCUGUCAUCCUAGCCUCUGCCAUCCUCUUUAAGGAGUGGGAAACAUUAGGCCUUUUGGACUGUUUGGGUAUUCUGUGUGGAUUCACCACAGUAUCUGUGGGUGUUACUUUAUUACGCAUAUCACAAGAAGCUGUGAUCACAUGGACUCCAGCAAAAACAAAGGAGGAGUAAAUAGCAAUACUGAUUUUUUUUCCAGUAUAAAUGUGCUACAGUGUUACAGCUGAAUUAUACCAACCUUUCAUCAUUUCUGUAUAAUCUAGUCUUUGAGAUGUAAACAGUCAUUCAGAGUGGUUCGAUGUAGAAUGGGUCAUUGUAGAGAAACUUAUUAACUCAUAUUUCUGUACCAUGCAAAUAUAGAUAUUUUAUUUACUAUCCAAAAUAGUCACUGAACAUGCAUGUCUUUUGAGUUUUUAUAUGUAAUGUAAAUUAUGGUAAAAUAGUUGUAAAUCUGGAAAAAAAGGUUUCUUUGCUGUUUUAGGCCAAAAAUUGUAGUAAGACGGUGUCUCAGACAUUAGGCAGGGUAUUAAUAAGCUCUUAAUUUAAUAGUUUUCUGUGAGGAAGCUUAUAGAUGCCUUAAACAUCCGAUGUCUGGUUCCUAUCACCACCACUGUGAACAGUUCUUGAAGAACUUGGAGCCUCUAGAACAGAGCAUUUCAAAUCAAACCCCUCUGGAUGACUUUUCAUGUCUUUAUCGUUUAGUAAUGCAGACAUUGUUAAGAAUGGAUGAACUUCUAGUUUAAUACACU
Molecule: messenger RNA, 1571 nt
Organism: Pygocentrus nattereri (red-bellied piranha)
Lineage: Eukaryota; Metazoa; Chordata; Actinopteri; Characiformes; Serrasalmidae
Gene: nipa1
Product: NIPA magnesium transporter 1
Exons: 5
Coding region: 16-996 (326 amino acids)
Biological process (GO): magnesium ion transport
Cellular component (GO): membrane
Molecular function (GO): magnesium ion transmembrane transporter activity
Source: RefSeq, a predicted model, not a curated record